AUGCAAACACCUGGGUUUGUCCAAUUCUGGACCGAUCCUAAUGAAUUUUUUAGAAAACAUCAAAUCGGUUUUGAGAAACGAAGAGCCAUGAUUCGGGAGACGAUGGAACAUGUGUUUGGAGAAAUGGACGUUUUCCACCCCGACUUCUACAAGAGAGGCAACGCCGACUUGAAUUCGACCUCUGCGGCUGAAUGUGCACACAGGAAAAUCGUCGCUUGGCUGAGAUCAUCGUCAAGGUCCAAGCCUCAGCUGGUAAUGGAGGUCUUACGCAGAUCAAUACCUCAAAAACUUCCCCAAACCAUCGAAGAAUCGUAUUUCAAUGGAUCGCCAGAGACAGAUGAAGCCAUUGCAAAUGUUCUUUUCGACCCCGACAGUCAAGAUUUGGAAGAAUACACUCAAGAGUGUGCAGCGGUUCUGCACAGAAAAAAAAUCGAGAAAGCGAAAGAGGCACAUGCCCCAUCUGAUCGCAUCCCAUUCUCAACAGUCACGUUCAACCCUCCGAUUCCCGUUCCCUCACACGCGACCACCAAAGAGGAAUUGCCCAAGGCCAUCAAGCAACGAAUCAUGGAAGGUAUCAGAAAUUGUCGAACUCUUCCAAUGAAUGAGAUAAUCCGGCAGGUUGACGAGUUUGCCGAGUUGUACCUGGUGAACAAAUCACUGGUACAACUUAAGAUCAUCGAUCAGAUUCCUCAAGAUUCGUUGACUUUGGAUUGUGUCCAAGUUGUGUCCAAGUCUUCAUCCCGGCUAAAUUCCGUGAUUUACCUUAAAUACGUCUACCUUUCUAUCCGGGACAUCCGAAAAAUCGCUGCCUCCCAGAAUCUCGCCAGUACCCUAUAUGGUCGACGAUGUCUCAAUUACCUGGAAUCUCUGGGAGCUGCCGAUGAUCAGUCCAAAGUUUACUUGACCCAUCACGUAGGACGAUGCUGUACCGGUGAGAACAAACGACGACAUGGUGAAUUUGGAAGUGUCAAUAACUACGACGAGGUCAUAGGCGCACGACCAUGGAUCGAGGCCUUACCAGAGUAUGGUAUCACUGCUCCCGAAGUCGAAUACCUUCCGUUGGCCGAGCAUUCCAACCUGGAGGGCGAAGAAUGGCCCAAGCGAAUGGUAAGUACCACCUCCACUUUCAUGACGAUCAUGUCUCACUCAGAAUUUUAG
Kwoniella mangroviensis CBS 8507 is the source of this 1158-nucleotide messenger RNA. RefSeq lists its product as uncharacterized. The transcript is spliced from 3 exons. The record is from RefSeq and is a predicted model, not a curated record. NCBI's taxonomy places the organism in Eukaryota, Fungi, Basidiomycota, Tremellomycetes, Tremellales, Cryptococcaceae. The coding region runs from base 1 to 1158 and encodes 385 amino acids.